Molecule: messenger RNA, 1348 nt
Organism: Trifolium pratense (red clover)
Lineage: Eukaryota; Viridiplantae; Streptophyta; Magnoliopsida; Fabales; Fabaceae
Product: B3 domain-containing protein At2g16210-like
Exons: 4
Coding region: 239-1102 (287 amino acids)
Molecular function (GO): DNA binding
Source: RefSeq, a predicted model, not a curated record
UUUAAUGACCCUUACAAAGACAUAUCCAAAAUUUUCCAUUUCAAUGAAAUAAAACCAAUAAGACUCUUCUCCCCUUAACCCACCAGCUUAAUUUUUGGCUUUAAUCACACACACACUCUUCCCAAAUAGUACUUUCUCUGUGAAAUAAAAAACUUUCCUUCCCUCUGCUUUCUAUCCAUCUGCGUUUCAUCCUCUAUCAAAGUAGAUCUGCAUUUCUUCUUGAAUCAUCAUAAUCAUCAUGUCAUUUCAUUAUUUCCCUGAAUUUUAUAGGAUAAUAUAUCAAGAUAAGAAGCUGAGUAUUCCCAAGAAAUAUGUGGAGAAAUAUUGGAAAGGAAUGUCAAACCCAAUAUUCCUUAGAUUCCCAAAUGGUGUUGAACAACAAAUAUUUUGGGGGGAGAGUAAUACUAAUGAUGAUAUUUGCUUUCAAAAAAAUUGGGAAAAUUUUGCAAAGUGUCUCAAAUAUGGAAAUCUCUUAACUUUUAAACACAUAGGUGGACCAUAUUUCAUGGUUAACAUAUUUGGUCUCAAUGGUUUAGAAAUAAACUAUUCCAAUGUAAAAUCCAUUGUUGAUCAACAAGUUGUUGAAGAAGUAGCUAAAGAAAUUGCAAAGCAACCACAAAGAAAAAGUAAUAUCAAGACAGAAAUAAGUAUGGAUUGGGAUUCUAAACACCAAAAAUUCUCAGGUAGUAACAGAGGAGGCAUGAUGAAGAAGGCUAAAAAAUGCACAACAACUGCUGCAGCUGCUAAUCAAAAUCCCUUUUUUGAAGUUGUAUUGUCAAAAACAUAUGCUGCUGGCUUUUACUUGUCAAUACCAAGCGAGUUUUCAACACAACAGUUGAAGAACUUGAAAGACAUUGAUGCAACCCUACGGGUGGGUGAGGACACGCCGAUGCAAGUGGGCUUCAAGUUUUAUAAGCACAAUAAAUCUAUUAUUAGUGGCGGUUGGCCGUUGUUUUGCCGAGAAUAUAACUUGAAAGUUAAUGAUGUUUGCAAGUUUGUGAUGAUUCAAAGCCGACCACUUUCAUUCACUGUUAUUAUUGAUCGAGCCAAAGACAGACCAAGAGCUAAGAAGUUGUCAAGAUUGAACCAAAGGAGUAAGUAGGGUUUAUGAAAAGAGGAUAUCAUGAAGAUUUUGCGGUGUUGAAAAUGGGGAACAGUCAACGUUGAGUACGGAGUAACUGAGUAAGGAAUUGGUGUGAUAUUUGACUCAUUGAGUUGAUUGAUGAGAAGAAAUUUGUGUUUAAAGUUUCAAUUAGGAAAAAAAAAACUAUUUAGUUGUUUAAUAUGAUGAACUUUGGUAUGAUUUGUAUGAUGUGGUCUUUGUUUAGUAAAUCACUUUUUGAUUGAA